Messenger RNA from Mesoplodon densirostris (Blainville's beaked whale), 823 nucleotides. RefSeq names its product granzyme A. Gene Ontology annotation, molecular function: serine-type endopeptidase activity. The transcript is spliced from 5 exons. Gene Ontology annotation, biological process: proteolysis; positive regulation of apoptotic process; negative regulation of oxidoreductase activity. Lineage: Eukaryota; Metazoa; Chordata; Mammalia; Artiodactyla; Ziphiidae. Bases 1 to 777 code for a protein of 258 amino acids. The record is from RefSeq and is a predicted model, not a curated record.
AUGAAAAUUCCUUUCCUUUUCUCUUUUCCCACUGGCAUGUGUCUCCUUCUAAUUCCUGGAGUUUUUCCAGUAUCCUGUGAGGGAAUUAUAGGAGGAAAAGAAGUGCCACCUCACACAAGACGCUACAUGGCUCUAAUCAAAGGGCUGAAAGUCUGUGCAGGGGCUUUGAUCAAAGAAAACUGGGUGUUGACAGCUGCUCACUGUAACCUGAAAGGCAAUCCUCGAGUUAUUCUUGGGGCCCACUCUACCUCCCAUAAAGAGAAAUAUGACCAAGUAUUUUCCAUUAAAAAGGCAAUUCCCCAUCCAUGCUUCAAUCCACAGACAUUUGAAGGGGAUCUUCAACUCCUUCAGCUGGAUGGUAAAGCAACUAUGACCAAAGCUGUAGGAAUACUUCAGCUACCAAAAACAGGAGACGAUGUCAAACCCCACACCAAGUGUCACGUGGCAGGAUGGGGAAGAAACAAAAAAGCUGUGUGCAAAAUUUCACAUGUCUUGAGAGAAGCCAACAUUACUGUGAUAGAUAGGAAAAUAUGCAAUGAUGCCCAGCACUAUAAUUUUAAUCCAGUUAUUGAUCUCAGUAUGAUCUGUGCUGGUGGUAGAAAAGGUGAAGAUGAUUCAUGUGAAGGGGAUUCUGGAAGUCCUCUGAUAUGUGAUAAUGUUUUCAGAGGUGUCACUUCCUUUGGGAAGUGUGGUAACCCCAAGAAGCCUGGCGUCUACAUUCUCCUUACCAGACAAUACCUCAACUGGAUAAAGAAAACCAUUGCAGGAGCCAUAUAACAUUUCUUCUUCAAAGUAGAAAAUUGAGGUAACCAAGUAAAGGGGG